This is a messenger RNA of Wyeomyia smithii (pitcher-plant mosquito), 969 nucleotides long. RefSeq lists its product as uncharacterized. NCBI's taxonomy places the organism in Eukaryota, Metazoa, Arthropoda, Insecta, Diptera, Culicidae. Bases 1 to 969 code for a protein of 322 amino acids. The record is from RefSeq and is a predicted model, not a curated record. Gene Ontology annotation, molecular function: nucleic acid binding. Gene Ontology annotation, biological process: DNA integration. The transcript has a single exon.
AUGUUAAAGAACUACAAGCUCGACCCAAAACUCCGCUCAACUGCGCAUAUUCUCACCGCCGAUGAAAUCCGCCAAGCAGAGCACACCCUAAUAAGGUUGGUGCAAAACCAAGUGUACGGAGCAGAAGUAUCAGCUUUACAGCAGCAGAAACCAGUAGCAAACAAGUCUCGACUCAAGUGGUUCUCUCCUUUCUUGAGCCCCGAACAGUUGCUUCGAAUAGGGGGACGACUGUCUCACUCGCAACAAUCUUACGACAGCAAGCACCAAAUUAUUCUUCCCUCGUCACACCCUCUAUCGGCACUGCUAGUAUGUAGCUACCAUGUGAGAAACUUACAUGCCGCCCCUCAGUUGCUAAUUAGUUUACUUCGCCUGCGCUAUUGGAUCACAGGGGCCAGGAGGCUGGUCAAGAAAAUUGUUCAGAAUUGCGAUGUUUGUUUCCGCGCUCGUCCAAAACGCGUUGAACAGUUCAUGGCUGAUCGUCCAGCAGCAAGAAUCACUGCGGCUAGACCCUUUUCAACAACCGGUAUUGACUAUUGGGGACCGAUAUACGUUCAACCACCGCAUAGGAGAGCGAGCCCGAGAAAAACCUAUGUCGCGGUGUUUGUAUGUUUUUGCACUAAAGCAGUACAUCUCGAACUAGUAGCGGACUUAACGACUGCAAAAUGUCUACAAUCGCUACGCCGCUUUGUGGCCCGCAGGGGUUUGUGUUCGGAUAUUUACAGUGACAACGGUCGUAACUUUAUUGGAGCUGCCAACGAACUGCGUAAAUUGAUACAGAGCGAACAACAUAGAAUGGCACUACAGCAAGAAUGUGCAUCACAAGGCAUUAGAUGGCACUUCAAUCCUCCUUUGGCAUCGCAUUUCGGUGGCUUGUGGGAGUCGGCAAUUAACUCGGCGCAGAAACACUUUCUGCGUGUAUUGGGUUAUCAAACUCUAUCAUACGACGACACAGAAACACUUCUUUCUUAA